Molecule: messenger RNA, 2189 nt
Organism: Chenopodium quinoa (quinoa)
Lineage: Eukaryota; Viridiplantae; Streptophyta; Magnoliopsida; Caryophyllales; Amaranthaceae
Product: ferrochelatase-2, chloroplastic-like
Exons: 9
Coding region: 443-1888 (481 amino acids)
Biological process (GO): heme biosynthetic process
Molecular function (GO): protoporphyrin ferrochelatase activity
Source: RefSeq, a predicted model, not a curated record
UUGAUUUAUUUACAAAAUUGCCAUGUGAUACACAAAUUUUGUGAAUCUCAGAAAUUAACUUGUAUUUACCUAAGUUAAAACAAGGACAAAAUUAGAACAUAAUUUUUUAAAAAAAAAUAAUUUAUUCUGCAUUUAGGUAAAAUUAUCCUGCAUUUAGUACUCCCCAAUUUAAAUUAUGUGAUUUUGGGUGGUAGUAAUAUAAAAUAUUUUUUUAAAUGGAUAGUAAAUGUGAUGCAUGUUGCUUUGAUUGUGGUAGUAAAUGUCAAUUUUUCCCUUUAACAACCCAAAAAAAAUUACUCAAAAAAAAAAAAAAAAAAAAAAAACAAAUCUCAUGCGUACAAAGUUACAAACACCCAUCAAAAAAUUUAAAAAAUCUGUGUAAUUGAUCUUGCAACUGCCAAAUUUCAGCUUUGCGGCUUCUGGAUAUCUAUUAAUCACCGCCAUGGAUGCAACCUCGAGCUCCACUGUGGUUUCGCAGAUGAGAUUAUCAUCUCCCUCCCUUCGUAAUUUCAAACCUAGAUUCCUCAAGUCAAGUCCACAAAUCAGAAAUUACAUCCCUCCUUGUAGAUAUACAUGUAAGAAUUCUUCAUAUGGCUCUUCUGACUCAGUUGACAGUAAAAGCAGCAACAUCAGUGGAUUGUCUUAUUUUCAACCAGAGAAGAGAAGUAAUGUAGGUGUGGGAAAAACAUUUUGUUCUGCUGCUUUAUACACAAGCGCAUACGAUGAAAACCUGGCAAAAGAUCCCUCUUAUGUUGCAGAGGAAAAGAUUGGGGUGCUUCUACUGAAUCUUGGAGGACCUGAUACUCUUAACGAUGUUCAGCCGUUCUUGUUUAAUCUAUUUGCUGACCCAGACAUCAUUCGCCUUCCAUCAUUGUUUCGUUUUCUGCAAAGACCCCUUGCUAGGUUAAUUUCUAUGCUUAGAGCCUCUAAAAGCAAGGAAGGAUACGCUUCGAUAGGAGGGGGUUCACCUUUGAGAAAGAUAACUGAUGAGCAGGCAAAUGCACUUAAGUUGGCACUAGAAGCAAAGAAUAAGAAUGUAUCUGUCUAUGUUGGUAUGAGGUACUGGUACCCAUUUACAGAAGAGGCGGUUCAACAGAUUAAGAGGGACAAGGUUACAAGACUUGUUGUCCUUCCUCUGUAUCCUCAGUUUUCUAUAUCUACAACAGGUUCCAGCCUCCGAGCUCUUCAAAACAUUUUCAGGGAAGAUGCAUAUCUGUCUCGCUUGCCUGUAGCUAUCAUUCGAUCCUGGUACCAGCGAGAAGGUUAUAUCAAGUCCAUGGCUAACUUGAUUGAGAAAGAGCUUCAAUCCUUUUCCAUGCCAGAUGAGGUUAUGAUAUUCUUCAGCGCUCACGGUGUGCCAGUUAGCUAUGUCGAGGAUGCUGGAGAUCCAUACAAAGAUCAGAUGGAGGAUUGCAUCUUCUUAAUUAUGAGAGAAUUAAAAGCUAGAGGAAUCAACAAUGGUCAUACACUUGCUUAUCAGAGUCGAGUUGGUCCUGUGCAAUGGCUGAAACCUUACACUGAUAAAGUUCUUGUUGAGCUUGGCCAAAGAGGAGUAAAGAGUCUGCUGGCUGUUCCUGUGAGUUUUGUGAGUGAGCACAUUGAGACGCUUGAAGAGAUUGAUAUGGAAUACAAGGAACUGGCGCUUGAAUCUGGCAUUGAGAAUUGGGGUCGUGUUCCUGCUCUCAACUGCACUUCUUCUUUCAUCAACGAUCUAGCUGAUGCUGUCACUGAAGCGUUACCUUCAGCAACUGCAAUCUCAACCAGCACAUCUGAAGAAGUAAAUGAUCCGGCCAAGAUUUUCAUAAAAUUGUUUUUUGGCUCUCUAUUGGCCUUUCUCCUGCUUUUGUCCCGAAAGAUAUUCUUGGCAUUUAGGAACAACCUUUUGUAGAAAUUGAUAGAAGACUUACCAGGUUUUUGAAGCCACACGGACACAGUAUACACUAAACUGACUGCAGAUGAGAAUCAUAUACAUGGACUUGAGAGGAUACUUGUUUCCUUUUGAUUUCUUGCUCAACUUCCAAAUGAUGACAAAUGUAUAUAGUCUAUUUUGUCUCCGGAUGGUUAUUGUUUAAAAAUAUACAUCUGUAACAAGUAUGCGUGCAUAGAAAUUGGAACGGAGAUUUCUGUAAAAAAAAUUAUUGUUGAAUAGUUUUCUACAAUUCAAUUGCUGCUAUCCUGCUUGCAAGUCU